AGUUGUAGUCGAUGUCUAAAUCCGUAGUGUUAAUCUCUUCACCCAACCUAUAAUUGCCUGUCUUUUACAACUGCUCCAAAUAAACAAGUAAAAGAGGCAGCAUCACGACCGAGUUGCUUCAUCUAGUUAAUCAAAUAAAGGAAAUGAAAGAGGCAGCGCUUCCAAAUUUUUAUUUCGCCGUGGCUUCACCCGAACGCGCUGAUGCGAUUUUAGAAAAGGGGUAUUGGCUUGACGGCCUACGAGCAGACAUACCAGUAGCAACGUCCCCUGAGUUAAGAUCAGACGUAUGGCAGAAUGAAUAGGGUACCGUGAAAUAGCUGAGUUAAUAGUGACUGCACUAGGAAAGGCGGCUUUUAAGGUCGUUAAGAUCAGAAGUACUAUUGCAGUCGCUAAUUAACUCGGUUAUUUCAAUGAAAUAGCCGAGUUGCUAGUGACUGCAAUAGGAAAGGCGGCUUUUAUUUAGAAAGGCUACUCCACUUCUUGCAGUACUUUCUUCAUCUGUGCUACUCUAGUCUUUAUUUACUUGCCUAUUUCAGUUUUUCGAGUAGGCUCUUUUUCUUGCGGAAAAUGAUCGGGCCUAUUGUGUGGGUGUGAGUGCAUUUUAUUUCUUCUGCAUAAUAUGUUUGCUUUCUUCGUCAGCUCCUCGAUCUGGGAUCUUUCUUUAAAUGAAGAGGCCCACGCCGCUCUGUUGCGUCGGACACAGCGUGCACAGACUGGGAACUACACAGGACGAAACGAACUAAUAACAAGCACAUUAUCUUCGUCCUCGUCCAGCAGGAGCCGUUGUAUGAUUAUUAGCGGCCUAGAAGUAGGCAAAGGCGAAUAUGAUUGCAGCAGCCUAGUAGAUCUAGAACAGGAAGUAGUAGGCAAAAACGAACAAGAAGUUGCAACAAGUAAGACGCUUUUACAGAUGAAGAAGAAGUAUGAGGAAAGGGAAGGAACCCAACGAGAACGCACACCGCGAUCCUCGACCCUGAAAAGUUCUAUGACCAGUAGUAGUCCAGCACUGGCAAAUUUAUGAGUACCGGGAACCCAUCUUUUACGCCAUGCUUUGGCCACUUCCUUCUUGGAACAAGCUCAAAGAUGCGCUAAAGGAUGGGUUGCCUGUACCCCUAACAGCGGGGCCUUCAUCAUCCAAAGAUUUUCGUAUCCUCAAAAUCAAUGUGGGCAAGGCGCACGAAGCUGGCUGGAUUCCAGUCUUGCGGAAAUCGACGCACAAAUUUAUGAAUGGUUCAAUAAACCGUCAGCACAACAGUACAACACUUAUAUUCAGCACAACACGAUUCAGGACAAGACUACUCAUGAAUCAUGGCUCAGGAAUUCUAAAAGAAAAAGGGCCAAUUAUGAAAUGAGUCCUGGCUACCGCUAAUCUUAGACGGACAAGAAAGGGCGCCAGGACGUCUAGCCAUCUAUGUUGGAGUGAUAAAGGCAAAGGAUAGUAGAAUUUGAUUCGGACACAAAAAUACACUGUCCGCCAUGAGUAGGCUGCCUAGUACUUCUACUACCAAUUACAGUAUUAUUAGGGACUCACAUUCAUGUCAUUCUCACAUAGGGCUUCUCUUUCGCUUGGUCUUGGGAACGCUUCCUUAAAUAAUCGGUGUUUCUGCCAUUCUAACAAACGCAUUAAAUAAUGGGUUUAAUUAAGUACGUUCUAACAGACGCAGACACAGGGAAGUUGGCGCAAUUCACAGGGAGUGGCACUUCGACACCGAUAAAACGAGAUCUAAGCGGCAAUUGGACUUCAUGCCCCCAGAAGCAUUCUCCCUGUGGGCGGCCGAAUGA
Molecule: messenger RNA, 1782 nt
Organism: Amoebophrya sp. A25
Lineage: Eukaryota; Dinophyceae; Syndiniales; Amoebophryaceae
Source: the annotation of a GenBank genome assembly